This is a messenger RNA of Parastagonospora nodorum SN15, 1713 nucleotides long. RefSeq lists its product as hypothetical. The coding region runs from base 1 to 1713 and encodes 570 amino acids. The record is from RefSeq and is a predicted model, not a curated record. Gene Ontology annotation, biological process: transmembrane transport. Lineage: Eukaryota; Fungi; Ascomycota; Dothideomycetes; Pleosporales; Phaeosphaeriaceae. Gene Ontology annotation, molecular function: transmembrane transporter activity. The transcript has 11 exons.
AUGCCGGGAGACGAAAAGGCCGAGGUCGAUCGCGCCUCUCACGAGCUGUCCAAGACAUCUAAGGAUGUUGAGAACGCGAAUGGUCCCUACCUACCUCAAUCGGAUGAAGAGUACAAUGUCACUCUGAAAACUUGGUGCGUUGUCGUUAUUCUAGCUCUUUCGUACGGCAUCAGUUUCUGGAUUGUUCCUUCAUUGAGUUCUUGCGCUGCUGUCGUUGCAACCCAACUCGGCGACCCAACAAAGGCAGCUUGGUAUAUCUCCUUAUAUACUAUCACCGUGACUAUUGCUUUCAUGGUCUGUGGAGCAAAUAGCGAUCUUUUCGGUAGAAGAUGGUUUAUUGUUGGUGGCAAUGCCAUAAUGUUCAUUGGUUUCAUCGUCGGUGGAUCGGCUAAGAACAACACUUCGAUGAUGGCAGCAAUGUCGCUCAUUGGUUUCGGUGCUGGCAAUGCUCAGAAAUUUGUAGAUGCUGGCGUCUAUUUCGCUGUCUUAGUUGGUCCCGUUGGUGGAGGUUUUGCAGCACAAAGAGCAGAUACAUGGCGUUACAUCUUUUAUGCUCCUGCCAUUGCUGUUUUCUUCAGCUUUUUAGGACUCUACUUCUUCUAUUAUCCACCAAAGCACCCACGAGGAUUGCCUACCGCCCAGGCGUUCAGAGAAUUGGAUUACGUGGGCGCCAUACUGUUCAUUGCUGCCGCCACAUUGAUUCUCGUUGGAAUUGUUUACACCACGACCCUUCCCUCGAACGACCCUAAGGUCAUUGGCACUCUAGUCAGCGGCUUUGUUGCGUUAGUCGCAUUUGCGCUGUGGGAGACGUUUGCGCCACUGAAGCAACCUUUAACGCCAACAUAUGUGUUCACUCGUGAUAAGGGACGCGAGCUUACCGCACCAUUUAUCGUCGGCUUUGUAGUGACAAUGUUUUAUUAUGCCAUCAACAUCAUAUAUCCGACCCAAGUCGGUGUACUUUUCACAGAUGCAACUACCGAUUUCAAAUAUCGAAUUGUUCUCGGCCUCCCUGGCAACCUCGGUUUGUGCUUCGGUGCUUUCCUAUUGACCGUUCUUGGACACAGAAUUGGCCACUGGAAAUGGACCCUUACCGCUUCGGUUACCAUGAUGGUCGUUUUUGGAGCUUUGCUUGCGCUAGGAAACCCCGAGCGCAAGGGAAUGAUGAUCGCCUUCGUCUUCCUGUGUCAGGUACCAACCCAGUUCUCUGCUCGUCCGUACAUUGUUGGCUUCGGCUGGGCACAGUACCUCUCGAUUGCCUUCAUUCAAUUUGGAGUCCCGCAAAUAGAACUUGGCAUCUCCGGUGGCCUUGCUGGUGUCGCACGAUUCGCAGGUGGUGCAGUCGCUAUUUCCGUCUACCAGACGAUUCUCACGAACGUGCAAUCCUCGAAAGCUGCCGAGCUUGUUCCCCGCGCUGUGCUUGCUGCCGGUCUUUCGGCGGACGCGGUUCCUGCAUUUCUCACCGCCUUGCCGUUGGGCGCGACAGCCCUUGCACAAGUUUCAGGCGUCACGAACGAGAUCAUCGCAGCAGGUGGCGCAGCCUUCCAGCAGGCGUAUGUCGUAGGUCUUCGCACAACAGCCCUGAGCUCGCUCAGCUUCGGCGUGCUCGCCAUCAUCGCUUGCUGCUUCUGUAACGAUAUUGGCCCGAAGAUGAACAACAAGAUUGAAGUAUUCUUGGAGAACGACGAGAACGCCGAGAAGAAUAAGUAUCACUAG